Megalobrama amblycephala (Wuchang bream) is the source of this 881-nucleotide messenger RNA. RefSeq names its product amyloid P component, serum (gene apcs). Bases 98 to 817 code for a protein of 239 amino acids. NCBI's taxonomy places the organism in Eukaryota, Metazoa, Chordata, Actinopteri, Cypriniformes, Xenocyprididae. The record is from RefSeq and is a predicted model, not a curated record. The transcript is spliced from 2 exons.
CUAACAUGCUGUGUCCUCACUGCAGUAGUGUAGUAUAAAAAGAGCAGAGUGAGGAACUCAGGAACCUCUCUCGUGCUUGACUCGAACCAAGAGGACCAUGAAGAGGCUCGCUCUAUACGUUUACUUUGUUGUCUGUUGUGGUCUGGCGUUGUCCCAGACAAAAACAGACAGAAAAUGUUUGAGGGAGAAGGUCAUCACAUUCCCAGAGCUGACCACCAGCAGCUGGGUGAAGCUCCACCCGAACGAAUCCAUGGAUCUGUCUGCAGCCACCGUGUGUUUGCGAUUCUACACUGACCAAUUGUCAACCAGCUCAUGUCUGUUUUCUCUGGCCACACCGUCCCACCCUCAAGACUUUUCUUUAACAGCUGAAAGCAAACAAUACCAGAUGUAUAUUCAUAGCACCCCUGUUGUGUUCAAAGGGUUGUCACUCAAAAUAAAUCAGUGGAACUCGGUGUGUGCGACCUGGGAUGCCACCAGUGGUCUUGCACAGAUGUUUGCGAAUGAAGCAGCCAGCAUUAGGAAGAUGGUGGUCCCUAAGGUAUCUUUUAAAGGAGCGCCCGUCAUAACACUCGGCCAGUAUCAGACCAAAUAUGAUGGAGGGUUCCAAGAAUCCAACAUCUUCACAGGUUUUAUAUCAGAUGUGCAUGUGCACAAAGAAGUCCUUACCACUCGCCAGAUUAAGACCUACAUAGAAGCAAAGAUCAAAUACAAACUUGGUGAUUACAUUAACUGGCACAAUCUGAAAUACACCAUUGCUGGGUCUGCACAAGUGGAAGAAAAGAAGCAAGUAACCUACGCCAAAGAAGAGCCGAUAUAGUGCACUGCUGUGCUGCAAUGUCAUUGUAAUGUCAUGAGAAAUGAAUAAACUUCUGAACAGUGAA